This is a messenger RNA of Fusarium poae, 1173 nucleotides long. RefSeq lists its product as uncharacterized. The coding region runs from base 1 to 1173 and encodes 390 amino acids. Lineage: Eukaryota; Fungi; Ascomycota; Sordariomycetes; Hypocreales; Nectriaceae. The transcript has 2 exons. The record is from RefSeq and is a predicted model, not a curated record.
AUGACCCUACUUCGUUCGGCUUGUCAGAAUCCAGCACCUCCUACACAGUCAGACAUGGCACCCCAUCACCUGGAUCUGGAGAGUCUCAUCCUACAGAAUUGUCGUGCCUUCGUCGGGAGCUCAGAUGCCGAGUUCGAUGUUCUAACCCGGAUCGACCCAAGUGAACAGUGGUAUGCCUUUGUUCUAAAGACAGAAGGUGGAAAGCGCACCAAGAUCUUGGAGAACAAAGCAUCAAGGCCCGAGCGAGCCAUCGAACUGCUUCACGAGGCUUCGGCGCGUAUGGUUGAUCAAUAUGUAACCUGCCAUGGCUACGAUCUCCCUCCCAGUACCAGUUCCAAGACCGCAACUGGUAUACGUGGAGGCGAUCUGGUAAAACCAGAUGUCAUUGCUUGCGGUUCUUCUGACAGCGAGGCAUUUGCGUCUGACUCUGACGAUUCUGUGCUCCCUCCUCGACGGUCUCAUCGUCGUGGGCAUCGCAGUGGUCGAGGAGCAAGCGAAGCGGCCAACACACGCCUUGAUCGAACAGAAACGCAAUCGGCCAGUGACAGCGACGAGGCAACCCAUCGCCGUACUCCUCCAUGGGGGAUGAGCGUUACCCAAAGGCCAGCUAUCCACACACAUAACUACCCUCAGGCAUGGGGUCAUCCGAUGUCACUUGGUCCAGCACCAAUGCCUCCUCCCAUCUCAAGCGGCCGACCAGUUCCGGGGAUAGUUCCCCAACCCCCCGGCAGAGCCAUUCCUAUUCCUCCUCAAUUAGCGGCUGGUAAGACGUAUGCUGCACGUCUCAAUAUCAACUGGCCUGGUAAUGGCAAGCGAAAUAUACUUGCCAAUGUCUCACCAACGGUCCAGUGCCUGCAACAAGUUGCGGUACAUGAGGUGGUGAUGCGCCCUCUCAAUUCAUCUACGCCACCAUGCCAUCCUUUCCCUAUCGGCCGUGGAAACAACAGUGUUCCUCCAGUCAGAGCCACAAUCCGCCGUGUUACAUUGGGAGAAGACGACACGUACGAGAUGACGGCUUUUGGGAACGACCUGACGGCCUUGUUCCGUAGCACUUCGAGCAUUCCCAAGUUUGAGAUUGAACUCAUCGCAGCAAAUGUCGUCUCGACUUUCCCCCCGAUGCCGCCUCCGCGCCCUGCGUCGGCUGCUUCUUCACGCAGCAGCAUUGCAGACUAG